Molecule: messenger RNA, 198 nt
Organism: Iphiclides podalirius (scarce swallowtail)
Lineage: Eukaryota; Metazoa; Arthropoda; Insecta; Lepidoptera; Papilionidae
Source: the annotation of a GenBank genome assembly
AUGUUGCGUACUCAAAAGUGCAGCACUCGCUACACCAUCAAAAUGGGUGAACAAUUACGAUCAUGUGUACUAUUAACGUCAAUACACUUGGAGUCUGUUGGCGGCGAGAGUCGCCGGGGCGAGAGCAGCGUCCACAAAGCCCUCACCACGCCUGGCGCCGCGCCAACACCCGAACAACGGUGUUCUGGGCACUGCCUG